UUCAAGCUUCAUCGAUUGCCUACACCACGACCUGGACAAGUUUUAGGCUUGGUCGGUUCGAACGGUAUUGGAAAGAGUACAGCGUUGAAGAUAUUGAGUGGAAAAUUAAAGCCAAACUUGGGUAGAUACGACAACCCCCCUGAUUGGCAAGAUGUGAUUAAGUAUUUCCGAGGUUCUGAACUGCAGAACUACUUUACCAAAAUUCUUGAAGAUGAUCUCAAGGCGAUUGUUAAGCCUCAAUAUGUUGACCGCAUUCCCAAGGCGAUCAAAGGCCCCGACAAGACUGUUCGAUCCUUGAUCGAGGCAAAUGCGUCAAUGGAGAAUCUUACAGAAGUCCUUGAUGUUCUGGAACUAAAUCACAUCAUGGAUCGAGACGUGAACCUUCUUUCUGGAGGUGAACUUCAAAGAUUUGCCAUAGGUACCGUUUGCGUCCAGCAAGCUGAUGUGUACAUGUUUGAUGAACCUUCCUCCUACCUUGAUGUCAAGCAACGUUUGAGCGCUGCGAAGAUAAUCCGAUCCCUCCUUCGAGCCGACGACUAUGUCAUCUGUGUUGAGCACGAUCUGUCUGUUCUGGACUAUCUUUCGGACUUUAUCUGCGUCCUUUACGGCAAACCUGCCGUCUAUGGUGUCGUCACUCUGCCAGCUUCUGUUCGGGAAGGUAUCAACAUCUUCCUUGAUGGCAAUAUCCCAACCGAAAAUCUUCGUUUCCGGGAGGAGUCUUUGACAUUCCGCAUUGCUGAAGCUGCUGACGAGUUCAUGGCUGAUCGAACCCGUGCCUUUGAUUAUCCAAAAAUGGAAAAGACCUUGGGUGGCUUCCAUCUCCGCAUUGACGCUGGUGAUUUCACUGACUCUGAAAUCAUUGUCAUGAUGGGCGAGAACGGUACUGGCAAGACGACUUUCUGCAAGUUGCUCGCUGGUGCUUUGAACCCAGACGGCAAUCAGAAAGUCCCCGGUAUGAAGGUCAGCAUGAAGCCUCAGAAGAUCACCCCAAAAUUCGAAGGUACCGUUCGUCAGCUCUUUUUCAAGAAGAUCAAGACUGCUUUCCUCCUCCCGCAAUUCCAGACCGACGUCGUUAAGCCAUUGAAGCUGGACGAGUUCAUCGAUCAGGAAGUGAAGACCCUCUCUGGUGGUGAGCUGCAGCGUGUGGCUAUCGUUCUUGCCCUUGGUCUUCCUGCCGACAUCUACCUCAUCGAUGAGCCGUCCGCUUAUCUUGACUCUGAGCAGCGUAUUAUCGCUGCCCGGGUCAUCAAGCGAUUCAUCAUGCACUCAAAGAAGACCGCCUUUGUCGUGGAGCACGAUUUCAUCAUGGCAACGUACUUGGCAGACCGUGUCAUUGUCUUCGAUGGUGAACCUGGCAUUGAUGCGCGAGCCAAUGCCCCCGAAUCAUUGCUCACAGGCUGCAACAAAUUCUUGAAGAACCUCGAUGUUACCUUCCGUCGGGAUCCCACCAACUUCAGACCACGGAUUAAUAAGCUCAAUUCUCAACUGGACCAAGAGCAGAAAUUGAGUGGCAAUUUCUUCUUCUUGGAAGAUGAAAAUAGCACGAGUAGUUAA
This is a messenger RNA of Hyaloscypha bicolor E, 1554 nucleotides long. RefSeq names its product P-loop containing nucleoside triphosphate hydrolase protein. Gene Ontology annotation, biological process: translational initiation; translational termination; ribosomal subunit export from nucleus. The transcript has 5 exons. Lineage: Eukaryota; Fungi; Ascomycota; Leotiomycetes; Helotiales; Hyaloscyphaceae. The annotation marks the transcript as partial. Gene Ontology annotation, molecular function: ATP hydrolysis activity; ribosomal small subunit binding; ATP binding. The record is from RefSeq and is a predicted model, not a curated record.